UGGAAGACGGUCCUGUUAGCCCACAAUGGCGUUUGCACCUCCAAAAAGCACUAAUGGUCCCAAAAUGCAGACCAAGAUGAGUACCUGGACACCCCUAAACCAUCAGCUUUUGAAUGACCAGGUGUUUGAAGAGAGAAGAGCUCUGCUGGGAAAAUGGUUUGAUAAGUGGACAGACUGUCAAAGGCGGAGGGUCUUGGCCGGGCUGCUAGACCGCUGCUCCCUGUCCCAGCAAAGGUUCUGCUGUCGGAAGCUCCAGCAGCAGCUUCCAGCCGAAGCUUUGGAUUUCACCACCCAGCUGCCCCGCGUGUUGUCCAUACACAUCUUCUCCUUCCUGGACCCUCAGAGCCUCUGCCGCUGCGCUCAGGUAAGCUGGCACUGGAAGAAUUUAGCAGAGCUGGACCAACUCUGGAUGCUCAAGUGUCUUCGGUUUGACUGGUGCCUCGAUUUCUCUCCAACGCCCUUCGAGCAGGGUGUCUGGAAGAAGCACUACAUUCAGAGAGUCCAAGAGCUUCAUGUCACCAGGCCCCAGACACCUCCUAAAGAUGAUUUUGUGAUCCCUGAUGUCCACCCAGUCCCGAAUAGUCCUCUCAACGAAAAGCAACCCCCUUCUUUGGCCUUCUGGUCUCCUCCGUGGAGGAAGAAGAGUUGCCCCAGGGAGGGAGUGCUGCCGCCUUGGCGCUCCUCUGACAAGCAUCCCACGGAUAUCAUCCGCUUCAACUACCUGGACAACUGGGAGCCCCCGACAGCAGCCUUGCCAGGAAGGAAACGGCACGACAUGACCCCGGAGUUCAGCCAGAAGUUACAUGACAAGAAAAAUAAAUUGCAGGACAAGGCUAAAUUAAGGAAAGCACAGUCAUUGACGUCAAGAAAAAGUCCUUUCUCUGUAUCUCUGAGUGCAGAACCCAGAGCCCUUUCAAAAGUUUCUCUUCGGCUUGCCUGGUCCCCCGAGCCAGGAGCGGAGCCCCCAACCACAGAUGCAGCAGCGAAGAUCCUCCUGCAGCAUCUCCAGAGACGACCUAGGCCCCCAACGUUCCUGGGGGUUCAAAGCUGAUUCCAAGCUCUGAGA
This is a messenger RNA of Suncus etruscus (white-toothed pygmy shrew), 1066 nucleotides long. RefSeq names its product F-box protein 16 (gene FBXO16). The transcript is spliced from 8 exons. The record is from RefSeq and is a predicted model, not a curated record. Bases 26 to 1051 code for a protein of 341 amino acids. Gene Ontology annotation, molecular function: protein binding. Lineage: Eukaryota; Metazoa; Chordata; Mammalia; Eulipotyphla; Soricidae.